This is a messenger RNA of Gracilinanus agilis (Agile Gracile Mouse Opossum), 1428 nucleotides long. RefSeq lists its product as uncharacterized. The record is from RefSeq and is a predicted model, not a curated record. NCBI's taxonomy places the organism in Eukaryota, Metazoa, Chordata, Mammalia, Didelphimorphia, Didelphidae. The coding region runs from base 484 to 1191 and encodes 235 amino acids. The transcript is spliced from 2 exons.
GGCCUCACAAAUGAAAAAACCUUAUAUUUGGUUCUCUACUCACAGACAUUUGAGGGAGGACCAGGAGCAUGAUGGGUUUAAGAAAUACAGGAGGUCCACAGAAAAAAGUCUUCUAAGAAGUCAUCAGUCAUGUCUUUCCAGUCAGUUGGUCAGCAGCCUUUUCAUCUCAUCUUGUUUUCUCAUUCCAUUGUGCCCACCAUCCAGAAAAAAGGGGACCUCUAGAUGCUACUUUCUAUCUUAGGGGAGCCCAAUGAAUAUAUUGAGUAUUUAACAGUCCAUCAGAAUGAUGAGAUCUAUAGAGUUGUAGCAAUUCAAAGGAGGAAGGUAGAUUUCAAAUGCACUGAAAAUCAGUAUUAUUCCAAAUUUAAAGCCCUCAAGGCAGCUUUCCCUCAAGGUAUUUGAUACCAGUGCCAGAAGUGGUGGACUCCCCCACCACAUUGCCUUUUACAACACUCUAGACCAUUUGUCUACACACCCUUCUCCAUGGACCCUGAAUACUUGAAGGACAAUGUUGUGCAGCUCAGACACAGAGACCAGAGCCUAAGAGAUUUGGACACCCUCAUGGAAGAAGAAGCCAGAGUCCAGGAGGUCCCACAGGAUCUCACCAUACGACAGCACCCAACAUGGUGGGAAGCAGAAGAGACUGAUGUCAGCCACCUCCCCAUCAAGACAGAAAAUGAUGAGGAGCCUGUGGAUCAGACUCCAGGCUGUUCUCAAGAUUUCGCUUGUAAUACAUCUUGCAGCUUCCUCAAGGAAGAAGAUGUGCCUCUGAGCCCCUCUAUGGCCACAGCAGGCAUUUCCUGUAAAGCAGAGCCUGAAAAUGAUACUUGCCAGCCCCCCAGUUUUUUGCCCUUUACCUCUUCUAAGGCUGAUGGGGAUGGACCUUUGCCCAACCAACCUCCUCCUCGGCGAAUCAGGCAGAGGCGACGGUCACUAGCCAAUACUAUCUCUGCUGAAAUGGCCAGGAACAGGAGAUUAACAUGGGACCUAGCCAGACGAUCAGAGGCACAUCUGGACAGGUUAAUUGCCAUUGGGGAGCGGGCUAAUGCUCAACGUGAGGUUGACAAUGUUCUCCGCAGAGAAUCAGUGCUAGCAGUAAACCAAUUGGCUACAACUGUGGAGGGGGCAAUAAGUGCCCUGCACCAAUUCAAUGAACUCCUGGACCAUUCUCUAAACCCUGGAAAAUCCUAACUAGCAUCUGGAAAAACUGCUUUUCCACUGUCCUAGGCCUUUGCCAGUCCUGGACAUUGUGGUGGGAGGGACCUGAGACCAACAGGAAAGGUAAGGUUCUACCCUCCUGGGAGAGCAGCAUGGUUGGGAUCUUCACCAAACGAUUGUAGAAUAGGUGUUUUGUGGUUUACUCUGUUACACGUUUUGGUGUUCAUUCAUUGUCGGUCUCAAUUUUAGAUAAAUAAAAUUUUGUUUCUA